GAGCUCAAACAACACGUUGCUGAAAUUGUUUGCUUCGGAAAUGCUUCUCGAAAUUGGUAGCCUGGAUGUGAAAACAGACGAAAGUUUGAGGUUUGAGCUUCCCAAAUAUGAGAUGCUCAUUAAUGAUGAGGCUGUUGACUCCAAGUUGCUGGAUAUGACGUUACGCAUUGGAAAGUACAAAACGGUGUGUGGUAAGAUCCAACUGAAGCCUAAGAUGGAUCUGACGCUUCUCAUUGGCGUGCUCCACCAAAACCAUCACCCCAUCACCACCACCACCACCAACGAACUGACCAGUCUGAGAGAAGCAUCGAACAAACACGACGCAAGCAAGAAUCCAUACAGCACAAAUCUCGGAGUGCCUCCUUCCGAUGUCAUGGAUGACGAAAGUUACUUGGAUAACCUUUUGAAAUCGAUGGAUGGCGCAUUUGAUAACGAACUGUUCAUUGAAAGGGACAGUCUAAAAAUUGGAGAUCUCGUAGGACAAGGAAACUUCGGCAGUGUGUAUGUCGCUACAUUGUUGAGUAAAGAUGAGAAGACAGAAACUACUGUAGCCGUCAAAACUAUUGAUGAUCCAGAAAUGAACAUUCGAGCAGCAGAAAGUUUCAUAAGAGAAGGUCUUAUGAUGAAAAAAUUCGACCAUCCACAUGUUCUUUCCCUCUAUGGUGUCUGUCUAGGGUAUAAGAAGGAACCUAUGGUCAUCCUACCGUACAUGCCUAAUGGAGAUCUCAAGUCAUACGUUAAAGAACCAAACAGACAAUUUACAGCCAGAGAGUUAUUGCAGCUGGUUCACCAAGUUUCUCAAGGCAUGGCUUACUUGGCCUCCAUCAACUUUAUUCACAGAGAUCUUGCUGCAAGAAACUGCAUGAUUGAUGAAAUGAAGCAGGUGAAAGUUGCUGACUUUGGACUGUCCCAUGAACUCCAUGAAAAAAAUUAUUACAGCACUAAAGAUAAAAAGGCCAAACUGCCUAUUAAAUGGAUGGCUCUUGAAAGUCUCGAAAGUUUUGUUUUCACUCUCAAGUCAGAUGUUUGGUCGUUUGGAGUUUUGAUGUGGGAGGUGAUGACCAGAGGUGUCACUCCAUAUCCUGAUGUUGAAGUUUUUGAAAUAAGAGAUUACUUGGCUUCUGGGAGGAGACUCAGGAGACCGAAAUUUUGUCCAGAGAAUGUGUAUAAUAUUAUGUUGGCAUGUUGGAACGAAAGUGCCGUACAAAGACCAUCGUUUGUGGAUCUAGUUCACGACAUCGAGGUGACGUUGAAUCCCCCUCGAAAGAGUGAUUCCCCAGAGCCAAACUACAACAACAUUAGUGAUCUCCAGAGUUCCAAUCACUACCUGGCCUCUAUAAAUGCAUGACAUUUUUUGUUAUUCAAUUUAUUUGUUGAAGUUUCAUCAUUAGGUUUAUAUAUUUUUAUUCUAUAACCUGUCACUUUAAAAAUUUAAUUUUUCUAAAUUUCUAAGAGAUUUGCUUCAUGAAUUUUUAUUCGCAAAUCAUGAUUCCUGUUUUAUGUUAAAUCCUGUUAAAUCGAUAUUUUGGUAUAUUUUCCCUGCCUGAUUAUUAGAAAUGAUAUUUAUAUAAUUAUUUGUGCUCGUAUAUACAUAUAUAUAUAUAUAUAUAUAUACAUACAGCUUCGAGUGUGAAACAACUUCUGUGAAAUAUGUAUGUUUUACCUUCUUACAUUUUCUUCAUUUUACACUUUUCUAUGCAAAUAUUGCUUACUUUUAAAUUGUUCCUUAAGAUCGUUUUAAAUCGAACAAAAUUGUAAGAAAA
Helobdella robusta is the source of this 1763-nucleotide messenger RNA. RefSeq lists its product as hypothetical. The coding region runs from base 41 to 1348 and encodes 435 amino acids. Lineage: Eukaryota; Metazoa; Annelida; Clitellata; Rhynchobdellida; Glossiphoniidae. The transcript is spliced from 10 exons. The record is from RefSeq and is a predicted model, not a curated record. Gene Ontology annotation, cellular component: signaling receptor complex. Gene Ontology annotation, molecular function: ATP binding; transmembrane receptor protein tyrosine kinase activity. Gene Ontology annotation, biological process: multicellular organism development; protein phosphorylation; cell migration.